AUGUCCACUUACGUCGGAGAGGUAGCAAGCGGCGACGGCGGCGACGGCGGUGGCGGCGGCGGCGGCUCCCAGGAUCCAUCGUCUCCGCCGGCAGGCAUGGCCUCCCCCGCCGGCGAAAACGGCAACCAGAAGAGCACACCUCGCCGGAAGAACCAGCUGAGCCUCAUACCGCUCAUAUUCAUGAUUUUCUUCGAGGUUUCCGGGGGGCCGUAUGGCGAGGAGCCGGCCGUGCAGGCGGCGGGGCCACUCCUGGCGAUCAUCGGUUUCCUGGUCUUUCCCUUCAUCUGGAGCAUCCCUGAGGCUCUGGUGACAGCAGAGCUCGCCACCGCCUACCCAGGCAACGGGGGCUACGUGGUCUGGGUCACCGAAGCUUUCGGCCCUUUCCCCGGGUCUAUGAUGGGCAACUGGAAGUACCUCAGCGGCGUCAUCAACAACGCCGCCUACCCCGUUCUCUGCUCCGAUUAUCUCUCCCGUAUCUCCCCUCGCUUCGGUACCGGCGGCGGCUGGCGGGACGGAGCCAUCAUAGGGUUCACCCUUGCUCUUUCAUUCCUCAACUAUACCGGUCUAACCGUGGUCGGCUGGGCAGCAGUAGCACUGGCAGCGGUGGCGCUGGCCCCGUUCACGGUGAUGGGAGCCGUGGCGCUGCCGAAGAUCCGGCCGGGAAGGUGGCUGAGGACGCCCGAGGGGCGGAUGGGGAGGAGCGACUGGAGCCUCUACUUCAACACGCUCUUCUGGAACCUGAAUUUCUGGGACAACGUGAGCACGAUGGCCGGGGAGGUGGAGCAGCCGCAACGGACGUUCCCCCGGGCGCUGCUGGGGGCGGGGCUGAUGACCUGCAUCGGCUAUCUCGUGCCGUUGUUUGCUGCGACGGGGGCCCUGAAUGUGCCGCAAGAGGAUUGGAGCGACGGGUACCUCGCCGACGCCGCUGGUGAGUCCCCCUUGCCUUCUCCCUCUGCCAUGCGGGAAUAGAGUAGGUCAUGACCGAGUAGGAUUGGUUUGUUGAGGUAAUAAGAUAUGCCCCCUUGGACUCCGGAGCUGAGUGGAUUAGUCAACCCCGUCGGGUAAGACAACCCAGGCGGUGGGUCCUGUAACCAGAAGCCCUUUCCCUUCGGGUUCUCGUGCCGAGACAAAAGGGUGCCGAAGGCUUAUCGGUUCGCUCCAAAACGAUAACGUCAACCGAUACGAAACACUUGAUGAAGCCUAGGAGUCAUACAUUAUUACUAUAUAUAUAUAUAUAUAUUCAGUAGAGUUUCUCGAAAAUAAUUUGACAUUGGGAUUUUUCUUUACGAAUUUAUAUAUAUAUGUAUAUAUCUCAAAAUCAUACACCAUUAGUAUUUUUGGAAGUUCAUUUCGAAAGUAUACUACCAGUCUCUCUCUCUCUCCUUCUCUUAAUAGUCAAAUAGUAGGGUUUCGGGAAUAAAUUUAAAAAAAUAAUUUACCAAUCUCUCUCUCUCUCUCUCUCUCUCUCUCUCUCUCUCUCUCUCUCUCUCUCUCUCUCUCUCGUACUCACAAACACACGUACACAUCCUGCUAAUAACUGUCGAAAAAAAGUCAGAAACUGUCUCUUUUUUACGCACGCAUCUAGUCUUUUGUCAGAGUCUGGAAGGAGAGCUAAAAAUUAAUGGGGGAUAGGGAUGGAAUUGACAGACGUCAGCCAAUACUGGUCCGAGGUCCUGAAGAUUCAUCAUGUUCUGUGUUAUGACUAGUAGCUUGGGAAGACAAUCUAUAGCUGCAUCCCAUGUAGGGUCAUCUGAAUCUAAUCCAAUUUGGUAGCCGCUCCGAUUCGAUCUUGUCCCCACCCCCAACAAAGUUCCGUCGGAAUUUCGUUUCUUGUUAAUUUUAUCAGUAAAUAUAGCUGACGGUGACCUGCACCACGGUGUGCGGGAUGAUGGGUCGCAGGCUUGAUCGUGGGGAGGUGGCUGAAGAUCUGGGUGGAGGUGGGUGCCGUCCUCUCGGCCGUGGGGCUCUACGAAGCUCAGCUGAGCACCUGCGCCUUCCAGCUCCUCGGCAUGGCGGAUCUCGGGCUCCUCCCGCGCUUAUUGGCCGUCCGCUCCACCUGGUUCGGGACCCCUUGGCUGGCCAUCCUCGGCUCCACCGCGAUAACCCUCGCCGUCUCCUUCAUGAGCUUCGACAACAUCAUCGCCUCCGCCAACUUCCUCUACGGCCUUGGCAUGCUCCUCGAGUUCGCCGCCUUCCUCUGGCUGCGCCGGCGGCGCCCCCUCCUGAAGAGGCCCUUCCGGAUACCCAUGAAAUUCCCGGGCCUCAUCGUCAUGUGCCUGGUUCCAUCGGGUUUCCUUCUCUUCGUCAUGUUGAUUGGGACCUGGCCGAUUUACGCCAUCAGCGCGGGGCUGACAGUGCUGGGCGUGGUCGUGUACUAUGGCAUGGGUAUCAUCAGGGCCAAAGGAUGGAUGGAGUUUAGCAAGGUCGAGAGCUACCAAAGAGAGGAUGAAGGGGGAGCAGACCAUGGGGAAGGGAGGGUUGUGGGUAGGGUGUGA
Molecule: messenger RNA, 2495 nt
Organism: Spirodela intermedia
Lineage: Eukaryota; Viridiplantae; Streptophyta; Magnoliopsida; Alismatales; Araceae
Source: the annotation of a GenBank genome assembly